UUGGAAUGCAAAUUACCUGUCUGUGGAAUCACUCUGGAGGAUAUAAAUAUGGACAGAGCCAGAUCAGUGCCUAAGAAAUUAUUCCUACCGAAGAACAAUGGAGUCCUAUUGUACUCUGGUUUUAAUAGCAGGAAUUCUGGUGGGUUUUGUGUUACUGGUUUUAAUUCUAAGGGAUUAUAAGUCCUUCAAGGCAGAGAUUCCUCCUGAUUUUGACCAGCCAUCAAAGGUCCGCUUUUUUCACUGUCUGUACGUUCUGAUGGAAAUUCUGGCCAAGAACUUAAACCGCCUGGGUAUCGUUGAGGAGCACACGGUGAUCAGGCUGAUCACGGAUGGGCUGCCAGUGCUGUGGGAUCCACAGCUCUUCAUUAGGGACCUGCAUUUUGAUGGUGUGCCCGUGAGGAUUUACCUCCCAAGAGAACCAUCUGCAGGCAAACGGAGAGGAGUUGUCUUCAUCCAUGGAGGAUGCGGGAUUUUCGGAAGCCUCAGAUCUUAUGAAAGAGUGUGCCGGUACAUAGCCAAAAAAUCUGAUUCAGUGGUUGUGUCAGUUGGGUAUCAUUUAUCACCUGAGUACAAGUAUCCAGCCCAGACUCUGGAAUGUCUCUCAGCUACUGUGCACUUCUUGCAGACUGCAGACACCUACGGGGUGGAUCCCACUCGGAUUAUUGUUUGUGGGGAUAGUGCAGGGGGCACAUACGCUACCAGUGUUUGCCAAGAGCUGGUGCACAGGACAGAUCUCCCAAAGAUCCGUGCCCAGGUGCUCAUCUACCCAUUUCUCCAAGCACUGAACUUCAAUCUGCCCUCUUACCAGAAAAAUGCUUUCAGUGCCUUCCUGUCCCGGGAGCGCACAGUCCGCUUCAUUCUCAAGUACCUGAAUAAGGACUGCUCCCUGAAGGAACCGAUUUUGGCAGGUUCUCAUGUUCCUGAGAGCGUGAAUUUGAAAUACAGGAAGUGGCUAAGCCCCGAUCUUAUCCCAGAGGUGUUUAAAGUGGGCUAUGAAGCACCGUUACCCACUUCAUUCUCACCCCGAGUCCACGAGCAAGUCCCCGAGCUGUUUGAGUGCUGGUUUUCCCCGCUGCUGGCAGAGGAUGCUGUUAUUUGUCACCUCCCUGACACCUGCAUUGUCACCUGUGGGCACGAUGUGCUCAGGGACGAGGGGCUGCUGUACAAGAAACGCUUGGAGGACAACGAUGUAAGAGUCACGUGGCACCACGUGGAAGAAGGCUUCCACUGCACAAUGGAGUUUUUUGGAUAUGGCAUUUUCUCUUUUCCAUCGUCAAGUACAGUGCUGAACCACGCUGUAGACUUCAUAAAAGGCUAUUAAAAUAUUUUCUUUCGUACUGCUAUGCAGAAAGAGUGUGACUCAAUUAACUAUUUACUAGUUAUUUGUACAUUAGAAUCGAGGCAAGAAAUUGUGGCAUUAGCAUGGUCUGCUCAGUUCUGAUUUUUACUGCUAUAACUUAGCAACAUCCUAAUGUGUUUUUAUUUUUAUUCUUUAUUUUGUAAGCUUGCUUUGCUGUUCUCUUCAUGUGUCAAAG
Myiozetetes cayanensis is the source of this 1535-nucleotide messenger RNA. Its product is annotated as arylacetamide deacetylase-like 4. Gene Ontology annotation, molecular function: carboxylic ester hydrolase activity. The coding region runs from base 98 to 1321 and encodes 407 amino acids. The record is from RefSeq and is a predicted model, not a curated record. Gene Ontology annotation, cellular component: membrane. Lineage: Eukaryota; Metazoa; Chordata; Aves; Passeriformes; Tyrannidae. The transcript is spliced from 4 exons.